GCAGCUAGUCACAUUUGGAUCUGGACACAGAACAAAAGUAGGAACUGUACCUGGAAAUCAGACCCAACCAAAGAUUUAUGUAAAGCUUCUUUAAUACAAACAACACCUAAAACAAAAAAAACUUCAAAACAAAGGCUUCGUGAAGGAGAAAAGAAAUGAACCACCAGAUGUAAGUCGCCCAACCCUGCGGCGAAUACGAUCCAGUUCUUCCUUUAGUCGCUCACUAUGACGUCAAUAUAGUGCGCGAGGAGACGCUCGCUCUCGCGGUGUUUAUAUAUGGACAACCGGUAGGAUACACCCGAUGUAACGCGAUUGGCUUUUUUUUCCGGCCCGAUAACGUGUAUGCAGCCUUCCGGCGUUUGGAGGGAUGUCGAACGUUGUGACUCGGAGAGGUGGAUCGAGUAUCAGAGUUCGUCUGACAGUUUUAUGUGCAAAGAACUUGGCAAAGAGGGAUUUUUUCAGAUUACCUGAUCCAUUUGCUAAAAUAGUUGUGGAUGGAUCUGGUCAGUGCCACUCAACAGACACUGUAAAGAACACAUUGGAUCCAAAGUGGAAUCAGCAUUAUGACCUGUAUGUUGGUAAAAUGGAUUCAAUCACAAUCAGUAUCUGGAAUCAUAAGAAAAUUCACAAGAAACAGGGAGCUGGCUUCCUAGGCUGUGUGAGACUAUUAUCCAAUGCCAUUAGCAGAUUGAAAGACACAGGCUACCAGCGCUUGGAUCUAUGCAAAUUAAACCCCACAGACAAUGAUGCUGUGCGGGGCCAAAUUGUAGUCAGUUUACAGACACGAGAUAGGAUCGGUACACUAGGUUCUGUUGUUGAUUGCAGAGGACUGCUAGACAAUGAAGGGGCACUUUUAGAAGAUACUGGCCCUGGCAGGCCCCUUAGUUGUUUCAUGGAUGAGCCAGCACCUUAUACUGAUGGACCAGGUGCAGCUGGAGGAGGACCCGGCAGGCUAGUAGAAUCUCCAGGUCAAGAACAGAGACUCCAGGCACAGAGAGUUCGUGGACCAGAAGUCAGAGAGCAUGUCCAGACACCUCAAAAUCGAUCCCAUGGGUUCCAGUCACAGGACUUGCCUGAAGGUUAUGAACAAAGAACUACAGUUCAGGGGCAGGUGUAUUUCUUGCAUACACAAACGGGUGUCAGCACAUGGCAUGAUCCCCGAAUACCAAGAGACCUUAACAGCGUGAAUUGUGAUGACCUUGGCUCUCUGCCCGCUGGAUGGGAGGUCAGAACCACUGUAUCUGGAAGAAUAUACUUUGUAGAUCACAAUAAUCGAACAACACAGUUCACAGACCCAAGACUACAUCACAUCAUAAAUCAUCAGUCCCAGCUAAAAGAGCCAAAUCAUGCUAUACCAGUGCAGAGUGAUGGAUCUUUAGAAGAUGGAGAUGAGUUUCCUGCUCAGAGAUAUGAGAGAGACUUGGUACAGAAACUUAAAAUCCUGAGGCAUGAGUUAUCAUUGCUGCAGCCUCAAGCAGGGCACUGCCGUGUUGAAGUGUCAAGAGAAGAAAUAUUUGAGGAGUCCUAUAGACAAAUAAUGAAGAUGAGACCCAAAGAUCUGAAGAAAAGGUUGAUGGUGAAAUUUCGUGGAGAAGAAGGACUUGAUUAUGGUGGAGUUGCCAGGGAGUGGCUGUAUUUACUAUGUCAUGAAAUGCUGAAUCCAUAUUAUGGACUCUUCCAGUAUUCUACAGAUAAUAUUUAUACUCUGCAAAUUAAUCCUGAUUCAUCUAUUAAUCCAGAUCAUUUGUCCUAUUUCCAUUUUGUUGGUCGAAUUAUGGGAUUGGCUGUAUUUCAUGGACAUUACAUUAAUGGGGGGUUUACAGUUCCUUUCUACAAGCAACUUUUGGGGAAGCCCAUUCAGUUGUCUGACCUGGAAUCUGUGGAUCCAGAGUUGCAUAAAAGCCUAGUUUGGAUUUUGGAGAAUGACAUUACUUCAGUAUUAGACCACACAUUCUGUGUUGAGCACAAUGCAUUUGGCCGACUUCUCCAGCAUGAAUUAAAACCAAAUGGCAAGAACCUGCAAGUAACAGAAGAGAACAAGAAAGAGUAUGUGAGGUUGUAUGUUAAUUGGAGGUUCAUGAGAGGUAUAGAGGCUCAGUUCUUAGCUCUGCAGAAAGGUUUUAAUGAGCUGAUACCACAACAUCUGUUGAAGCCAUUUGAGCAAAAAGAACUAGAGCUUAUUAUCGGAGGCUUGGAUAAAAUUGACAUCAGUGACUGGAAGGCAAACACAAGAUUAAAACACUGCUUAGCUAAUAGCAAUAUUGUUCAGUGGUUCUGGCAAGCAGUGGAGUCGUUUGAUGAGGAGAGAAGGGCCAGACUACUUCAGUUCGUCACAGGCUCUACACGUGUUCCUCUUCAAGGCUUUAAAGCUCUUCAAGGUGCUGCUGGACCCAGACUUUUUACUAUUCAUUUGAUUGAUGCUAACACAGAUAACCUCCCAAAGGCUCACACAUGCUUUAACCGAAUUGACAUUCCUCCUUAUGAAUCGUAUGAAAAGCUCUAUGAGAAAUUAUUAACAGCUGUAGAAGAGACUAGUGGUUUUGCUGUGGAAUAAAUUUUAAACCAAAGGCGACAACUAUUCCAAGAAAUCAAACCAACAGACAAAAGACUCCUGACCAUUUUUGUAGAUGUCUGUCUCCUCGAUUCUCUCCCACUUAGUUUGGGAUUUCUUUUUUUUUUAAUCCCGUGGUUUAUUUGCAUUUUACAAGUUGGUCCCUUCUGUUUCACAAGAAGUACUCCUCAUCGAUGGCUUGUGGAAAUGUGGGCCAUAUGGCUUGUGAAAAUACAAAUGAUGGCUGUUUUUCAAGGUGUGUGCUUAUGAAGGACAUAAUAAUGAAAGCAACACAUUAUGGGGAAUUUUCUGACCUGGGCUGAGUGAUGAAGGUAGAUUGAAAUGAAGCAUCACAAGAAAUAGAUUUAUUUUGCUCUAAGUUGAGGAUAACUCAAUCUGUUGCACAGACACAAACUUCUAAGGAAGACUGCGUGAGCGUUUUGGCCUAGGUACUGUUUUUGAAAACCUCAUUGUUUAUUUGGAUCCUACACUACAGGCCCCCUACAAAUGCUCCUCGUUGAUGUUUUUCCAAGCUGUGGGCUUAUGAAGAACAUAAAAAUUGAAGCUACAAAUUUUAACCUGGUCUGAGUGAUGAAGAGAAACUGUGAUGAAGCAUUAUGAGUAAUAGAUACAGUAAUCUGAUUCUAAAAAAUGACUUGACAAACUGUUGCACAGACACACAAUAUUUGUACUUGGGCAGUAUCCCAUGGCAACCAAUCAGUUUUUGCUGCAAUUGAUCUAUUUGGUACUGGAUGAAAAAGCUAUUCACUGAUUGUUUGCUAUCGAUCAUUGCCCAAAUUGAUUAAUGAGCCCCACUGAAUGAUGACAUAGCAGGUCUAUUAUAUAGGCCCCCCCUAAAAUUACCUUUUAACUGGCUGUUACAAGUGUUUAAAACCCAUUCACAAAGCCCCUCCCAGACCACAUAAAACCCACUGUCAACAGUUUCCCAGCUGCCUAAAUGAAGAGCCGCUCAACAAAGUUGUCAACCACCAUUUUUUGGCUUUGUCAUUUAUUAAAUGGCAGCUGAGAAGGUGGAGUUUAUCCCUUUAAACUAAGUGUUCUAGUGAGAAAACAAGACUUUCAAUACACUGAUGUUUCGAGAAUGAAUUUAAGCAACUUUAAAGACUACAGUGGUUAAACUGAAACUAUCACUUAACAGCCAAAAACCCAGAUUAUUGGCAUUUUUGUAAGAUCAUGUUCCCCCUACUCCAACACCAUUAAAAUCCUUUUUUUUAACAA
Messenger RNA from Xenopus laevis (African clawed frog), 3790 nucleotides. It is a transcript of the gene smurf1.L, whose product is annotated as SMAD specific E3 ubiquitin protein ligase 1 L homeolog. Gene Ontology annotation, molecular function: ubiquitin protein ligase activity; ubiquitin-protein transferase activity; SMAD binding. Bases 368 to 2554 code for a protein of 728 amino acids. Gene Ontology annotation, cellular component: cytoplasm; plasma membrane; lysosome. Gene Ontology annotation, biological process: ectoderm development; protein ubiquitination; cell differentiation. NCBI's taxonomy places the organism in Eukaryota, Metazoa, Chordata, Amphibia, Anura, Pipidae. The record is from RefSeq and is a predicted model, not a curated record. The transcript is spliced from 18 exons.